UCUUGCCUGUCCUUGGUACCACCUUCUUUACCGUCGCUCAUCAUCACUUUGGCGAUGGCAGACAAGUCCGACCUCCACUACACGGCCAACUCCCAGCUGGAGCACCUUCAUGCCCGCUAUACCGGCACCAUCCACCCUGACAUUACUCGCCAUGAGUGGCUCGUUCACCAGCACCGAGACACGGCUACCUCCAUUGUAGGUCACCCUAUGCUGCACUCCUACAUUGCUCUGGCAGAGGGAGAGUCCAAGGCGAGGGUCAAGAUGGAGCUAUGUGAGAAGAUGCUGCAGCCAUGCGGUCCUCCGCCCGAGCAGGAAGACUAGCUUGCUCAGAGCUAUAUCGAGAUCGCGCAGAAGGCCAACGCAUAUGCGAUCUACGAAGCAAUUGUGAGCUCAGCCCCACACCGAGCCUCUUCUGCAAGCAUCACAAGUCGCUAAAAUUCCAUCGAAGCUGCUCAGACAGGUCUUUCUGAAUGACAGACAAGGGAAGAUAG
This is a messenger RNA of Microstroma glucosiphilum, 491 nucleotides long. Its product is annotated as splicing factor 3B, subunit 5. The record is from RefSeq and is a predicted model, not a curated record. Lineage: Eukaryota; Fungi; Basidiomycota; Exobasidiomycetes; Microstromatales; Microstromataceae. The coding region runs from base 55 to 321 and encodes 88 amino acids. Gene Ontology annotation, cellular component: precatalytic spliceosome; U2 snRNP. Gene Ontology annotation, biological process: mRNA splicing, via spliceosome. The transcript has a single exon.